Messenger RNA from Alligator sinensis (Chinese alligator), 6307 nucleotides. It is a transcript of the gene FOXO3, whose product is annotated as forkhead box O3. The record is from RefSeq and is a predicted model, not a curated record. Gene Ontology annotation, biological process: regulation of transcription by RNA polymerase II. Bases 149 to 1615 code for a protein of 488 amino acids. Lineage: Eukaryota; Metazoa; Chordata; Crocodylia; Alligatoridae. Gene Ontology annotation, cellular component: mitochondrial matrix; nucleus. Gene Ontology annotation, molecular function: DNA-binding transcription factor activity, RNA polymerase II-specific; RNA polymerase II cis-regulatory region sequence-specific DNA binding. The transcript is spliced from 4 exons.
CGCCGCCACUGCCGCCGCCUCCUCGGUCCCGCGCAAGUGUUCGUCGCGGCGCAACGCGUGGGGCAACCUGUCGUACGCCGACCUGAUCACCCGCGCCAUCGAGAGCGCCCCGGACAAGCGCCUCACGCUCUCGCAGAUCUACGACUGGAUGGUGCGCUGCGUGCCCUACUUCAAGGAUAAGGGCGACAGCAACAGCUCGGCCGGCUGGAAGAACUCAAUCCGGCAUAACCUAUCACUUCAUAGUCGAUUCAUCAGGGUGCAGAAUGAAGGAACCGGGAAAAGCUCUUGGUGGAUGAUCAACCCAGAUGGUGGGAAAGGAGGGAAGGCCCCAAGGAGACGUGCUGUUUCCAUGGACAAUAGCAACAAGUACACUAAGAGCAGGGGGCGAGCAGCUAAGAAGAAGGCAACCCAACAAGCCGCACAAGAAGUGAGUGAUGACAGCCCUUCUCAGCUUUCCAAGUGGCCAGGGAGCCCAACAUCCCGUAGCAGCGAUGAGUUGGAUGCCUGGACAGAUUUUCGAUCUCGUACAAAUUCAAAUGCCAGUACGAUAAGUGGCCGCUUGUCACCCAUAUUGGCAAGUACUGAACUGGAUGAUGUUCAGGAUGAUGAUGCUCCACUGUCCCCAAUGCUGUACAAUAGUCCAUCAAGCUUGUCCCCAUCAGUAAAUAAGCCGUGUACAGUUGAGUUGCCUCGGCUAACCGAUAUGGCAGGCACAAUGAACUUAAACGAUGGACUGACGGAUAAUCUCAUGGAUGAUCUUUUGGAUAAUAUAACGCUCCCCUCUUCCCAGCAGUCACCUUCUGGGGGGCUGAUGCAAAGAAGCUCAAGUUUUCCGUAUGGCUCCAAAGGUUCGGGUCUUGGUUCUCCAUCCAGUAGUUUCAACAAUGCUGUGUUUGGACCAUCCUCUCUGAAUUCCCUCCGCCAGUCUCCCAUGCAAACUAUACAAGAGAACAAGCAAGCUACCUUUUCCUCCAUUUCUCAUUACAACAACCAGACGCUUCAGGACCUGCUGGCAUCUGAUUCGCCUAGUCACAGUGAUGUCAUGAUGACGCAGUCGGAUCCGCUCAUGUCACAAGCCAGCACUGCUGUGUCUGCCCAAAACUCACGCAGGAAUAUAAUGCUUCGUAAUGACCCAAUGAUGUCAUUUGCUGCUCAGUCCAGCCAGGGAAGUUUGGUCAGUCAAAACCUGCUCCACCACCAGCAUCCAUCUCCGAAUUCUCCUCUUAGUGGCAGCCGUGCCUUGUCGAAUUCAGUCAGUAACAUGGGCUUAAAUGACACGAACAGCUUGGGGUCAGCCAAACACCAGCAGCAGUCACCUGUCAAUCAGUCUAUGCAAACACUUUCUGAUUCACUCUCAGGCUCUUCUUUGUAUUCUGCUGGUGUGAACCUUCCAGUCAUGGGACAUGAUAAAUUCCCAAGUGAUUUGGACCUGGAUAUUUUCAAUGGGAGCUUGGAAUGUGACAUGGAGUCCAUUAUCCGCAGUGAGCUCAUGGAUGCAGACGGGUUGGAUUUUAAUUUUGAUUCCCUCAUCUCAGCUCAGAACGUUGUCACUCUAAAUGUGGGGAACUUCACUGGUGCUAAACAGGCUUCAUCACAGAGUUGGGUGCCUGGCUGAAGGACUGCUGGGAACAGAGGAAAUGGGCAAAGCAGGAAGGACAAUCAGCAUCCUCUUCUAUAGAGAGAGAAGCAAUACAAUGUCUUGGGCCUAAUGUGCCAGAAUAAUGUGUAUCCCAAGAGCCAGACAUCUUACUGUGGCUCUGGGCAAGUCUUUAAUCCCAGAAAAAUCCCUCAAGAUGAUCACAUGCAGAGUCUGGGUCAGCACAAAGUCAGAAUGUUCAAAACAAGAAAACAAAUCUCUUCACAUACAGCCCUGAGCGUCAGAAAUGGGCGCUGACAAGUCCCAAUCCCAAUGGCAAUACCAGGCCCUUAAACUGACACGAGACAUAAAGAGAGAACACUUUGCCAAAUCUGCUGUCAGCAAGUGGACAGUACUGUUUACAGCUUAUGACCUUUGUGAACCCUGCAUAAUUUUCCUAAUGAAGCUGAGACUGUUAAUGGGCCCCAUACCCGAGUGAAGAUCCUCCCGUUUUGGAACUGAACUCAUUCUGAAGUAUGCAAAAUCUUCCUUUUCUGGGAUGGUCAAGCACCUAUUGUGGAGACAGUGUUGAACACCAUCCUGUCAAAAACACACUGUAUAGCCUUUACAGUAGUUAUUUGUCAUUGAGUCUGUGGUGUUUCAAUAUAUUAAUGGUUUAUGGGAUGUUUUAAGUUGGCGUUUAUUUUCAGGGGGUUUCCCCAUCUGCCCCCAAAAUCUCCAAUUUGUUUAUUUUUAUUUAGAUGUUUAAAUCAUUUUCUUUUUCUCUCCCUGGUGAAUCUAAGAUACAGCAGAUGCACAAUGAAAGUCCAUGCUAAUUACCAUCACUUAACAUUGCUUCCGACACCAACAGGUCCUGAGUAUGCAUCUUUUGCUACACCAAUCAAGAGUGAAUGAAUUCCAGAGAGAGGUGAUUUGUGUGUGGUUUUUCUUGUUUGUUUGUUGAUUUUUUUUCCUCAAAUCUUUUAUUAAAUAUAAAUGGUACACAUCUGUUUUUCAUAAGCUUCAAACCAGGGUUGAUUAUAAAACAAGGGAAACUAUUAAGGUUGAAUCCUGUCCAGUGCAUCCUGAGCUAGGAUACUUUUCAUAGUGUUUACAGAUUCAGCACCUGAUUUGCUGUAAAACAGAUCAGUCUCACCUAUUGCUUUAUGUUAACACCACUGCCCUGAUGGCUGCAGUGAACAGAGUUGAGCUAUCUCAGCAGUUCGGAACAAGCUAUAAGCUGAGUUGCCCACCCCUUGCCAAGCAAGUUGAACAUAACUGGUGAGGAUCUGGUUUUAAAAAAGAAAAACAGAGGAAAUGAUAAUGUACUAUAUUGCAGAAAAGAUACACUCACAGUGCACACAUCAGCAGUGACUUGUAGCAGAAACCUCAGAAGUUCAAACACAAAUCAAUGCAGGGUUAGCUUAUUGCAUCAGUGAUUUUUCUUACAAACAUAUCCUUGAUUAUUUUUUUCCUUCUCACUAUGCGUAAUCCAAUCUGGACGAAGAAGCAAGGAGAGGGAAAGGCAAGGAAGCAAUAUCAUACAAAUGACUUUUCAUGUAGGUGUAGAUUGUAAUUGGAUAAAUGACACUGAAAGAUGAGGCAGUUUUAUAUAUUUUGCUUAUAUGGGUUUCUUUUGUAAAAUGAAUAAUAAUGAAUGAAUAAUAAUGAAUAAAAGGUAUGGUGCUGUAUAGAUCCUCUCUAUAAUCUGGAAAAUUUGAUUACUUUUUAUUAGUAUAUUGUGGGGGGGGGAGGAAUAAAGGGGAGAAAACACCAAUGGUACAUAAGAACUUGCUAUGAAAAAGCUCUGAAUAGGACAGUGUAUACAUAAUUCUCCAAAGUGAUAUAUGAAGUUUUUUUUUCUUUGCAUAAAAGCAUUAUGCAUAUAAAUAUAUAAAUAUAUUUUAUUAUGUACAGAAACAGAUCAUUAUGCAUGAAUGUUAGAAAGACAAGCUAGCAUUUUAACCCAAAGUUUCAGUGCAUGAGUUCCCACUGACACAUGUACCAUGCAAUGUGGAGUGACUCCUUUUGGCCACCAUGCACACACCCCUACACACAAGUGCACGCACAGAGACUCUUGCACCUGUACCCAUUUGUGGGCCCCAUCUUGCUCCUUACUUUUCAGUUUCCUGAGGUAAUACCGGUGAUAUAACAGCUCCUAGUGUGAUGGAAGUUUUGUUUUGUAUUGUAACCUCCUCAUGCUUGUGCUGUUCUAUUUUCUAGAUGAACCUGCUGAUUUCAUCAUGCAGUUUACUGCCUAUGUAAACUCUGUGCAGUUGUGGUUAUAGUAGACCCCUAGCAUAUCAACUCUUCCAAGCAGCUGAGAGUUUAUCAAUAAAAACAGCAAACCUUUCUUUUUUUAAUUAAGGUGGUGUAUUUGUUAAUGGCAGAUUCUAGUUUAGGGAAUUUUCUUCAUCAGAAUUAACUAAUGAACAAUAUUGGUGUCUCCCCUUGAGAAGAUACUUCUUGUAGCCAGUUCUCCAGGUUGAUAGUGUUGUCCUACAGUUAUCUGUUUUAGGGGUCUGUUUCUCUUAAGAGUUCAGGUGUAGGUAUCGUUUACCAAAGUUAGUAUAGAGCUUCAUGACAGUUGUUCAUUGCACUCAAAGUGUGUAACGUUAUCCGCCAAGUUUUUAGGUACAUCGUUAAAUGUGAGUUAGGCUGAGGGUAUUUUUUAAAUUUUUUUUGGUCCUCUAUCACAUUGCUCUUGCGGACUGGAGGAAUUCUUUUCUUCAAGCCACUCCACAGCUGCUACUCCAGUACUCGGGCCACACUUAGCCUUUGCGCUGCCUCUGUGUCCCUUCUGCAGUGAGGAAUGGCUGGCUUCAUUUCCUGGAUCCCUGCUGUACAGUCACAGAUUGCAAGUGAACUCUACACAUUCAGAUGUUCACCCCUGCAGCCCUCCCACAAUCUGCCCCAACUGCACCCCACUUCCACGUUUUGAAGGAGAGAGGGACUGAAGUUGGUGAGCAGAAAUUGGUUCCAGAUUUACAGCUGUACACAAUUCUGCAAUCUUUAUUCAGUAGAAGUCUCCCCUGAAAGCCAGUGGAGCUAUCUUCAUAGGGAUGGCAGAAUUGAGUCAUGACUGCCUACUGAUAACUCAGAACAAGUUGUGUUCAAUGUUAGGCCUGAGGGGACAUGAACUAGUGGCUUUAGGUUUUUAUAGGUAUGGAAGCUAGUCUUGUCAAAUGGAAGGGAAGGAGUUUGUUUGAACAGACUAGGCCAAAUUCUGCUGUGUUAAAGCAAUCAGAAUGCAGAAUAACUCCACUGAAAUAAGUAGAGUUAAAUCUGGAUUUACAAUGGCAUAGAUGAGAGAAGAGAAUGUGAUCCUCUCUGUUUAGACUAUGAAGGAAAAGCAGUUGAUUCAGAGGCAACCAAUCAAUGGCAGAGAAGCUAAAAAAUUCCUAAAUUUUUUGUUAAAUGAUGGGCUUGAUCCUACUCCUUCUGUAUCUGAUGGUGUCACUUUCAUUGGCCUGCGUAGUGUAGGUUGGGCCUCCUUUGUAGAGGAAGAGCCUGUACUCGCUGGGGAGAGGUGGACACUUAUUAGGACUUUUCUGUCUCUAAUUUCAGUGGCCAAAAUUUUGAAACUUAAGUGCCUCAAGUCAAGCAACCAAGACUGGGAUUUUUAAAAGGAUCUGGAGGAGUUAUGUGCUCUACUCAUUGCUUUUCAGUGGGAGUAGUGUACCUAAUUCUUACUGCCUUGUUGGAAAAAUUCCAGCCUUUAGAUGUAGGUGCUUCCAGAGGUGCUGAAUAAUCACAAUUCUUAUAGAAUUCAAAGAGCCACUGUCAAGUAUGGAUUUAAAGUGACUAACUUCACAAAUCUGCAUUUUUUUUAAAUUUGGCCUUUGUUCCAUGAAUGCUUUUAAGGAGUAAAACUUUCCUCCUGUAAUCAUGUCCGACAGGUAGUCUCAGAAGAAAUAUAUAGGACAUUAAAUUCUUUGUUUAAAAAGUUCUGAAAAAGGUCAUGUUUAUGCAGUUUGGACAAUUGCAUGCGUCUGUUUUUAUUUAAUAUUCUUUGGGAAACUUGUUGUAUUAAUAAUUGGUUAUUGGCCACUGCCUAACUCCAUAAAUAAUUGUAUGAGUGCUUUAAAAAGCAACAUUUUAGGAUCUGUAUUUCUUUAAAAUAAUGGCAUUGCUUGGCAAUCAGUCACCUACAAUUGUUUUAGUACUUAGUGUACAUUAGGAAUGCCAACAGAGGCGAAGGGGGACCAGAUAUAGUUAGUUAAUAUGGGUUGGAAAACAGGAUUGUGCAUUUGGCUUAAUAUGUUAAACUUUUUUUUAAAAGUUGCAUGAUUGGAAAAAAUAUGUAUACAGUAUCUGUAAAACUGUUUGAUCUGUUUUUGUUUCAAUCCAUAUACAACUGGAAGAAUAUUAAAUUCACAGCCUUAUAGUGUAUGGCUGAAUACAAACUGAAAAACUGAACAGUAUCCAUUUUCAUUUGGACUAUGUUUUACUUUCAUUUGAAAGGAGACACUAUCAUGUUGCAUUCUUUCUAAGGUUUUUUUUAAAUAAUAAUAAUAAUAAAUGCUGCCCUGGAUGAAUAUACUACCUUGCUACACAAAGAUUGGAAACAAGUUUGUUUUGGGAAUCUCCCCCUUUCCAAAUGAAGUAGAGAUGCAGUGCUUACUCCACUCGGUGUUCGUAGAUAUUGCCUUGUGUAUUCCAUUUUAAAUUGUAAUCUAGUUUGUAAAAGAGAUGGUGACGCAUGUAAAUAAAGCAUAAUGGAUCUCUAUA